Messenger RNA from Micromonas pusilla CCMP1545, 711 nucleotides. RefSeq lists its product as uncharacterized. The coding region runs from base 1 to 711 and encodes 236 amino acids. The record is from RefSeq and is a predicted model, not a curated record. NCBI's taxonomy places the organism in Eukaryota, Viridiplantae, Chlorophyta, Mamiellophyceae, Mamiellales, Mamiellaceae. The transcript has a single exon.
AUGGGGGACUGGAAGCGGGACGUGGAGAAGUGGGGCGACGAGAAGGGCCGAUCGCCGAUCGUCACGAACAAGACGCCCAAGCAGAAGAAAGCGUUCGACCCGGAGUCGCCGUCCACCGCGAAGAUCGGGCAGUCCCCGGGGUCCUCGGAUCCGAGCUCGCCCCUUACGACGACCGCGGAGUACCGCAGUUCGAGGAUGGCGCGCGCGCGAUCGCUCUCCGAUCAGCGCUCGAGGCCGUACGGCCGCGAUCAGGCGGCCCCCGACUCGCCGGACAACGAUCCGCGGCUGCUGGACGAGGAGUGGGCGUCGCAGCGCUCGCCGCUCGUGUGCGAGAGCGGGUACCACCCGAUCGACCGCGGAUUGAGCCGCUCGCCGCAGGUGAUCGCGGACAAGUUCAAAGGGCGGCACGACGUCGACGACGCGCUGCGUCACCGAGAGCACCGCGGAUCCCCCGGGUCGCCGAAAUCGCCCGACGUCGACGUCGACCCCCGUCACCGAGACGGCUGGAUCGGGAACGUGAACGCGAGCCCGAGCGGCCACGGGAAGAACACGGACGCGAAGAUGGGGCGCAACAAGCUCGAGAAGGGCGAGAUGGACCGCGCGUACAACAUCAUCCACGCGCGACCGCCGCAGAGCAACGACCAGCCGGAGGUGCGUUCUAUACACUGGUCGUCAUACGACCCCGUUCGCGUGGUGAACGCCGAUCCUUAA